UCACUCUGCACACAUCCUCAACCUCUGCACAACCGAAAACUCUCCAAACCAACAGACGCGUCAUCAUGUCUGCACUCCAGGGGGCGAUGGCAGCACUGAUUGGGGUGUUUCAUGAACACGCCGGGGGGAAUAGAACUCUCGAUAAAAAAGAGCUGGCUGCACUUUUAAAGAAAGAGUUUGAGGGCUUGGCCUCUAAUAACCCAGAAGCAGUGGAUCAAAUUUUCACUGGUCUGGACAUGGACGGCAGCGGAUCUGUGGACUUCACAGAGUUCGUGACCAUGGUGGCCGCUCUCACCGCAGCUACCAAUGAGAUGUUAUGUGAAAAACCAACCUGAAUCAUAAUGGAAAUCAACAACAUAUUAAACAUUUAACACGUAACACAAGAUGUUAUGUAAAAAAUAAACCUGAAUCAUAAUGGAAAUCAACAACAUAUUAAACACAUUUAACAUUG
This is a messenger RNA of Boleophthalmus pectinirostris (great blue-spotted mudskipper), 451 nucleotides long. RefSeq names its product protein S100-A1-like. Bases 66 to 335 code for a protein of 89 amino acids. The transcript is spliced from 3 exons. Gene Ontology annotation, biological process: endothelial cell migration. The record is from RefSeq and is a predicted model, not a curated record. Gene Ontology annotation, molecular function: calcium ion binding. Gene Ontology annotation, cellular component: cytoplasm; extracellular exosome. NCBI's taxonomy places the organism in Eukaryota, Metazoa, Chordata, Actinopteri, Gobiiformes, Gobiidae.